CACAUCUUUCCAUCACACCCCAACCCUUCAGUCUCUGUCUCUGUACUUCAGCCAUGGCAGCAACGGCAUCAAAAACCCCGAGCUCGCUCAUGCUGCGAAACACAUCCAGGAAACAAUCUUUUCUCAAACCCGAACCCAUUUCUGUCACACUGACGGCGAUCAGAUCGACCAAACCCAUCUCAAUCUCAUGCUCGGCUACGGCGGCGAGUGCUACCCAAAUCCAAGAUCGACCCCCGUUCCAGAACGAGCAGCAAGAUCGGGUCUUUAAUUUUGCGCCGGGACCUGCCACCUUGCCAGAGAACGUCCUCCUCAAUGCGCAGUCGGAGCUGUACAUCUGGCGUGGAUCCGGUAUGAGCGUCAUGGAAAUGAGCCACCGUGGGAAGGAUUUUCUAUCUAUUAUCCGGAAAGCUGAGGCGGAUCUCCGUGCGCUUCUAAAAAUUCCGGAGAAUUACGCCGUUUUGUUCCUCCAGGGCGGUGCUACCUCACAGUUCGCUGCUGUUCCGUUGAAUUUGUGUCAGGUCGAUGAUACGGUUGAUUAUGUGGUUACUGGGUCAUGGGGUGAUAAGGCUUUCAAGGAAGCACAGAAGUAUUGCAAGCCCAAACUCAUUUGGUCUGGCAAAUCUGAGAAAUACGUAAACAUUCCUGCCUUUGAGGGUUUGGUGCAGAGCCCAGAUGCCAAGUAUUUACAUAUAUGCACCAAUGAGACUAUUCAUGGGGUGGAGUUUAAGAAUUACCCUGUUCCCAAGAAUCCGAAUGGAGUUCUCGUAGCUGAUAUGUCUUCCAACUUCUGUUCAAAGCCUGUUGAUGUUAGCAAAUUUGGGGUGAUCUAUGCUGGUGCUCAGAAGAAUGUAGGACCAUCUGGGGUCACUAUUGUCAUAAUCAGGAAGGAUCUGAUCGGAAAUGCCCAAGAUAUCACUCCUGUGAUGUUUGAUUACAAAAUCCAUGCCGAGAACAAUUCCUUGUACAACACCCCUCCUUGCUAUGGGAUUUACAUGUGCGGCUUGGUCUUUGAAGAUCUUCUGGAGCAGGGAGGAUUGGAGGAGGUUGAGAAGAAGAACAAGAAGAAAGCAGAGUUAUUGUACAAUGCAAUUGAUGAGAGCAAGGGAUUCUACCGGUGUCCUGUUGAGAAAUCAGUGAGGUCAUUGAUGAAUGUUCCAUUCACAUUGGAGAAAUCAGAGUUGGAGGCAGAGUUUAUAAAGGAAGCUGCCAAGGAGAAAAUGGUUCAGCUUAAGGGACAUAGGUCAGUGGGAGGGAUGAGGGCUUCCAUCUACAAUGCCAUGCCUUUGGCCGGAGUGGAGAAGUUGGUUUCUUUCAUGAAGGAUUUCCAGGCAAGGCAUGCUUGAACUUGACUUUCAUCUCUGAUGCCAGCCUUAAUUUUGAAGUCUGUUCUAUUGCAAUUACAUAAGGUGGUGUGUAGCAUAGUGUUUUGUUUGUAUGCUUUUGAAUUAUGUUUUGUUCUGCUCUUCCUCUUGGGGAAGGUGAUGAAGAUGUUAUUAGUUUCAAUCAAGAAAAUUUAAGGUUUUAGAUAAAAGUGAUGGUUUUAGAUAAAAGUGAUGGUUUUAGCUAAUAAUAAUCUAUUAUUAAAUUCUUCGAUAUGCUUUGUUUGAUACUUUGUUGAAAAUCUAAUAAAAGCAAUGUGUUUGG
Rubroshorea leprosula is the source of this 1644-nucleotide messenger RNA. NCBI's taxonomy places the organism in Eukaryota, Viridiplantae, Streptophyta, Magnoliopsida, Malvales, Dipterocarpaceae. The record is from the annotation of a GenBank genome assembly.